Aspergillus homomorphus CBS 101889 is the source of this 1278-nucleotide messenger RNA. RefSeq names its product putative sister chromatid cohesion protein Dcc1. Gene Ontology annotation, cellular component: nucleus; Ctf18 RFC-like complex; chromatin. NCBI's taxonomy places the organism in Eukaryota, Fungi, Ascomycota, Eurotiomycetes, Eurotiales, Aspergillaceae. The record is from RefSeq and is a predicted model, not a curated record. The coding region runs from base 1 to 1278 and encodes 425 amino acids. Gene Ontology annotation, biological process: maintenance of mitotic sister chromatid cohesion; mitotic sister chromatid cohesion. The transcript has 4 exons.
AUGUCCACGCAAUCCGCCCAAAGCAUCCUCUUCACCCACACAGCCCCGCAACAAGGCAUCCGAUUACUCGAACUCCCACCGGAAGUGGCAGACCUCCUUACCAGCGCGAACCCUCCCACACUCUACCUCAAAUCCCCAGCCACAAACACAAACACCACCACCGCAACAAAACCAACAGAAACCCACCAUCGCGAAUACGUCAACCUCUGCACCCCCACGCAAACCUACCGCAUCCGCCAAGUCCAGUCCUCAAACUCCCUCCACAUCCUCCAACCAAGCACCGGAGGCGAGGAUGUCCGCCGCGAUCUAGCUGCCGUCGUCGAUCUGCGCGCUGCCGCCACUAGGACCCAGCCCGCUUCAUCUGCUGAGUCCGGUGAGGUAGACGGUGGUGAUAUGCUGGAUAACAAUCUAGACAUCAACCUCGCGCAAACGGUCACCACGAUCGCGAAGUGCGGGUCAACGCUCGAGUUACACGUUCCCGAGAACGGGUUCGGCGCAGCGGAGUUCCUUUCUGGGGGGGCGUUAGGGCUUCUACGGCGUUUCCAGUUGGGGGAUGAUACCACUGGUUUUGGCGACCGGGCAGGAAAAGCGGAGGAUGAGGAUGAACGCGCCCUGAUGGAGACUAUCUUCGCUGAUGUGCCGGUUUCUAGGGCCGAGUGUGAGAGGGCCUGGGUUCAGGCGUGUGCGUUUUUGUGGCGUGGCGUCGGGUGGGUGCCUUCUUCGGAGGCUAAGAUGGGGGUUUGGAAGAGGGUUGUUGAGGGCGCGCUGGUGCAGGGGAUUGAUCUCCGGGCGCAGUUUUUGGUGGAGGAUUUGUGGGGGGCUGUUUGUGGUGAGGAUGACGAUGGGGACGAGGGGCCCGGGCCGUGUCCGAGGGCGUUGUUUGAGGCGGUUGUGCGGCGGGUUGAUGGGGAUGAGAAUCGGAAACUUGGGGAGGGGUUGAAGUGGGCCGGUCUUGAUAAGGAGGCUUGUGUGCGCUGGGUGGGCGAGACGUAUCUCGAGGCUAUGGCGCCCACGGCUGGCGAUGCCAUUGGCCGUACUCAAUUUCUCACUGCGUGGAAGGAUCAUCUACCCGAGGCUUGGAGGGAGGAGGUGGCUUUGUCCAAAUUGACGGACUCCGUUUAUAAACUGCCCGACCCAACCUCCAUUUGCUUCGUGACCGAAUUCGAGCGGCAGCGAGCCAAGAAGAAUCUCCCCACGGAUGCGAGUGCAUCGACAGCAGCCAAGAAGUCCAGGAACUGGCAUGAGCUCUUCAAGAACCAAAAGCGACAGAAGCGGUGA